GCUGAGAUUUUUGAUGGGAUAUGAAUGUUUAAACCACAAUCCCUCAAGGAGGCCAUUAAUUUAGCACGAAUGCGAGACGAGCAGCUUACACAGCAGCAACGGUUCACGCAAACUCCACCCACCAGAACUUCUCCAACUCUUCCACAAACCACGCGUGUAGCUCCUGCUACCCCUGCUGUUCCAAUCAGACGCUUAACAUGGGAAUAAAUGCAAAAGAGAAGGGCUCAAGGUCUCUGUUUCAACUACAAUAAAUGCUUCACAGUUAGGUAUAGAUGUCAAAGACCACAAUUAUUACUCUUGGAGGGGCAUGCGGGUAACGUGGUAUGCGAAGAAAUUACUGACCAGCAGACGUUGGAAGAAGACCAAGGUGGAGAUACAGGAGAAGUACAGGAACCCGAAAUCACGUUGCAUGCAUUAAUAGAAUAGACUGGUCCAAAAACCAUGCGCAUAACAACAAGAAUGGGCCCUCACAAAGUGGUGGUUUUGGUUGACAGGGGAUUGGCACAUAAUUUCAUAAGCGAUCGCUUGGCAAACUUGCUCACGUUGCCAUUCAUUCCUAUGGAAGCAUUUUCAAUCCGGGUGGCCAAUGGAGAGACACUAAAAUGUCAGGAGCGUUACGAUAAGGUACGAGUGGAGUUUCAGGGCACCGAGUUUUACCUCACCCUUUUGUCUCUGCCUUUAACAAGUCUUGACCUUGUACUUGGCGUGCAAUGGCUUCAAAUGCUUGGCUUCAUGGUCUGUGACUGGAAACAAUUGACCAUGAAUUUUAUUUGGGACAAUCCAAACCGAAGGCUGCAAGGCGUAGACGUGCAAGCAAUUCAGGUUGCUUCACCCAACAAAUUAUCAAAGGAGCUUCGCCAAGCCCAUGCAUUAUUUGCAGUAUGCUUUCAACCAACCCUAGGAACAACGUCACAUGGUGCGCCACCUAAUGAUCAGAAGCAAGAUAUGCAGAGGUUGCUGAAAGACUAUGCGGAUGUGUUCCAAGAGCCCUCAAGUCUGCCACUUGUGCGCGAGGCAGAGCAUUGCAUUACACUCAAGGAGGGGACCGAGUCAAUUAAUGUACGCCUGUAUUGAUUUGCCCAUUUCCAGAAGGAAGAAAUCAAAAAACAAGUUCAAGAGAUGAUGAAUUCCGACCUCAUUCGACCGAGCACCAGUCCGUUUUUGUCACCAGUAUUAUUGGUGAAGAAAAAGGACGGAAGUUGACAAUUUUGCACAGACUACCGCGCACUAAAUACCGCCACCAUCAAGGACCGAUUUCACAUUCUGGUAGUAGACGACAUGUUGGACGAAUUACAUGGCGCAUCCUACUUUACCAAGCUCGAUCUAAGGGCCGGAUAUCACCAAGU
Messenger RNA from Ilex paraguariensis (yerba mate), 1346 nucleotides. Lineage: Eukaryota; Viridiplantae; Streptophyta; Magnoliopsida; Aquifoliales; Aquifoliaceae. The record is from the annotation of a GenBank genome assembly.